AUGGCACAUCGCCAAGAACCACCGCCCAUCCAAGAGAACGAUCCAUCUGAGAUCGAUCCCAUAUGGACGUCAAGCCGUACAGCACGCCAGAUUUACGCUUUGGGUGAAGUCGAAAAAGACAUAACCCGUCUCCUAUCCCUUGCAGCGUCAUCCGUCUCGCUGCUCACUCUCCCCCAGACGGAUGAGCCCGAUGACAACCUCCCUCAGGGAGAAGAGCGCUCAGAGCAAUUCGUUCUAGAAGUGAGCGAGUACUUUGAACGGCUAGACUCAAUUCAAGUAGCUAUUCGCUCUUCACUGGCUCACAUACGCCAGUCACGAAUCGCACCAUCCGCAAUCACAGCUCCCCCUCUUGGUUUUGUUCCCCCUUCACUUGGUGUCGGUCUUCCGAGAGCUACAGGGACCAGAGGCCUGCAAGAAGAGCGCACCGAUCGAGAUGCAUGGGUAGGCAUUCUCGACGCCCUCACACGCCUCAAGACGUCACAACAGCACGAACAACUACCAGUGCACACUUCCCCACACCACGCAAUGAAUACAUGA
Messenger RNA from Suillus fuscotomentosus, 537 nucleotides. RefSeq lists its product as uncharacterized. Gene Ontology annotation, molecular function: transcription coregulator activity. The transcript has 3 exons. Gene Ontology annotation, biological process: regulation of transcription by RNA polymerase II. Lineage: Eukaryota; Fungi; Basidiomycota; Agaricomycetes; Boletales; Suillaceae. Bases 1 to 537 code for a protein of 178 amino acids. The record is from RefSeq and is a predicted model, not a curated record. Gene Ontology annotation, cellular component: mediator complex.